AACGUCAACCAAAAAACAAAAUCAAUUUUACAUUUUUCGAAUGUUUCGGUUUAGGUUUUACGAGUCCGACCUAGCUGAGCGCGUUUCGCGCAAAGCGACCCCCUCCAACUAACACGGAGAGUAAACAAAAUUUCUCUCUCGACUUCGCUAUCGGGAGACACAAUGGAAAAGUUGGCACCCGCAAGAUAGGAACGAUCCGACAGGCUUCGUCGAAUUUUCGCUCGUUCAUACAAGCAACCAUUUGAACCAUGGAUGACGACGGCAGUGGACUCUUCGCUUACGUCUGGGGCACCAUAGUCCUUCUGGCACGAACUGCCAUCGUCGUUGGGGUGCUCACGUUCGCAGGCUGGAUCUACAGCCGUGUGACUCUGAGAAAAUGCAAGUGCACGAACCGGCUAGAUGGCAAGACCGUCCUCCUCACGGGAGGGAGCACUGGUAUUGGCUACGAGACCGUCAAGGUUCUAGCUGCGAGGGGGGCACGGGUCAUCUUCACCUGCCGAAACACACACGUGGGCGAAGUCGCACUCAAGCAGAUCAUCAAGGAAACCUCGAACCCAAAUGUCGUGAUGAAGCGCCUCGACUUCUGCUCCCUGAACUCUGUGAGGCAGUUCGCGGAUGAUUUCUUGGAGAACGAAAAUCAACUCAACAUCCUGAUCAACAAUGCUGGUCGCGCAGGUCCCCCCGAGCGAAGCGUGACCCGAGACGGCUUCGAGACCACCAUCCAGAGCAACCACCUCGGGCACUUCUUGAUGACUCAUCUGCUUUUAGACCUAAUUAAAAAGAGCGCACCGAGCCGGAUCAUCGUGGUGUCGUCCAUGGUCCACGCCUGGGCCCAGUUGGACGUUGACGACUUCUUUGUCGAGAAGCGCUACAGCCCCGCCAGGGUCUACGGAGUCUCCAAGCUGCUCAACAUCUACUUUGCGCGCGAGCUUUCAGACAGGCUCCGUGGAGAGGGUGUCACUGUCAAUGCCCUGCACCCUGGACUUGUGAGGUCCAUGUUCUUCAGAGACCCUCCUGUGACCUUCAUCUCCAAGUUCCUAAGAUACGUCGUGAUACCCUUGUUUGGAAAGUCGCCGCUGGAGGGUGCACAGACGACGAUCCACCUGGCGCUGGCGCCCGAGCUGGAACACACGAGCGGCAAGUACUUCGCGGAGUGCCAGGAAGCCAAGCCGGCCGCCCACGCACUGGACCCCGUGCUCCAGAGGAGGGCCUGGGAACUCACCGAGAGGGCACUCGGGCUUUCCUGAGGCCACAGUCUCCGAGGCUGCGGGGGCCCCGACUAAUAAAACGAACGGAUGCAG
Messenger RNA from Ixodes scapularis (black-legged tick), 1301 nucleotides. Its product is annotated as retinol dehydrogenase 12. The coding region runs from base 249 to 1247 and encodes 332 amino acids. The record is from RefSeq and is a predicted model, not a curated record. Lineage: Eukaryota; Metazoa; Arthropoda; Arachnida; Ixodida; Ixodidae. The transcript has 6 exons.